AUGCCUUCAUCCGACAGUCUUGGGAGGCGGGCCUCACACGGCGCUGCCAGCCUGGCGGCGUCGGCAUCCUCUAUCCAUGGCGCAGCAGUUGGGUUUCGAGAAGGCCUGGGUCUGGCUGGAGUUGCGAGGAGGACGUUGGGAAUCUGCUUCCUCCUGUUGACGGUGUUUCUAUGGACGAUGUCCAACUUUCUCACCAGCUUCGUCUUUUCCAAUACAACCUACGAUAAGCCCUUCUUCCUCGUCUAUGCCAACACCUCCAUGUUCGCCAUCUCUCUUAUACCCAUGUUUAUUCGAUAUCUGCUCCAGAAAGGAUUCCACGGACUGCGGAGCGACGUCAGGCGCAUGUGGGCGGAACAUCGAUACCAAGCCGCCCCGGGCAGUCCUACAACAGACGAAGAAGAUCAGCAAGCCCAAGAGCGCUUGCUAGUAGACGAACGAGAUCCUACGACACCAAUCUCGACUCCUUCAAAAGAGAAGCUCAGCUUCCGAGAAACCGCAGUGCUGAGCCUCGAGUUCUGCAUGCUGUGGUUCCUCGCAAACUAUUUUGCGUCGGCAUGUCUCGAGUAUACCAGCGUCGCCAGCGUCACGAUCCUCACCUCCACGAGCAGCGUCUGGACACUGGUGUUUGGCUCCAUGUUUGGCGUCGAGACCUUUUCCCUGCGCAAGCUGGUUGGAGUCGUGGCGUCUCUUACCGGCAUCAUACUCAUUUCCAUGGUGGACCUAUCGGGCAAGAGUGACGAGAACAGAGGAUCGUUCCCGCACAAGACUCCCGGGCAGAUUGCGCUGGGAGAUGCAAUGGCGUUUCUGAGCGCCGUGGUCUACGGCAUAUAUGUCACCGUGAUGAAGCGACGAGUGGGUGACGAGGACAAGGUCAACAUGCAGCUGUUCUUUGGGUUGGUGGGAGUGUUUAAUCUGGCCUUGCUGUGGCCGCUCUUGUUUGUCCUCCACUGGACGGGCCUCGAACCGUUUGAGCUGCCUCCUACGAGCCAGAUCUGGGCCAUCAUCAUAGUCAACGCAAUUGCGUCUUUUGUCAGUGACAUAUCCUGGGCACUGGCCAUGCUCCUGACGACGCCGUUGGUCGUCACCGUGGGCCUGUCUCUGACCAUCCCGCUGUCGCUCAUUGGCGAGAUGGUCCAGUACCAGCAGUAUUCCAGCGGCAUUUACUGGGUCGGCGCGGCCGUUGUCUUUGUCUCAUUUGUGUUUGUUAAUCACGAGACAAAGGAGGAGGACACGAGCAAAGGGGUAAACGCCACAGCAGGUCUCGGCUCGGCCUCCGACCCUGAUGGUGCCGAAUGA
This is a messenger RNA of Trichoderma aggressivum f. europaeum, 1296 nucleotides long. RefSeq lists its product as uncharacterized. Lineage: Eukaryota; Fungi; Ascomycota; Sordariomycetes; Hypocreales; Hypocreaceae. The transcript is spliced from 4 exons. The record is from RefSeq and is a predicted model, not a curated record. Bases 1 to 1296 code for a protein of 431 amino acids. Gene Ontology annotation, cellular component: fungal-type vacuole membrane.